This is a messenger RNA of Eleginops maclovinus (Patagonian blennie), 1572 nucleotides long. RefSeq names its product myeloid ecotropic viral integration site 3 (gene meis3). The record is from RefSeq and is a predicted model, not a curated record. Gene Ontology annotation, biological process: animal organ morphogenesis; positive regulation of transcription by RNA polymerase II; positive regulation of cell population proliferation. The coding region runs from base 322 to 1572 and encodes 416 amino acids. Lineage: Eukaryota; Metazoa; Chordata; Actinopteri; Perciformes; Eleginopidae. The transcript is spliced from 13 exons. Gene Ontology annotation, molecular function: DNA-binding transcription activator activity, RNA polymerase II-specific; RNA polymerase II cis-regulatory region sequence-specific DNA binding.
CCAUCCAGCCGUGACAUUUUCCAGCCUGUCGCCGUAUGCAACGCGGACAGCAAGCACAAGGAGCCAAAAAGCUAAAGGGACGCUUUCUGCCCAGAAACCCUCCCCAGAAACCGAGCAUCCCCGACCCGGAGAAAGAGGCGCACCAGGCGGAGGCUAGGAGCAGCAGAACCCGUACAUCCACCCGGAGCUCCGGACUACACCGACCCGAGCAGGACUGGAUAUUUGCCUCCUCGUUCCAGGACCAGAGGAAGGGGGCAAAGCUCGCUGGACUAGCCGAGCAGAGCAUCAUCUUCUCCGGUGUAGGACUGGCUGUCGAGUCGCAUGGAGAAGAGGUAUGAAGACCUGGUGCACUACUCAGGGUCGGAGGGCAUGUCGAUGGGGGGGUAUGCGGAAGAUGUCAGGACGCUUCCUCCCCCACACUACGGCCCCAUCAUCCCAGACUCCCUAAAACACCACAAAGACCAGAUCUAUGGUCACCCACUGUUUCCACUGCUGGCCUUAGUGUUUGAAAAGUGCGAGCUCGCCACCUGCUCCCCUCGAGACUCCGCCUCCCUCUCGGCCACCUCCCACCUCCCCGGCAUGAACAAUCACAGCGACGUCUGCUCCUCCGACUCCUUCAACGACGACAUCGCCGCGUUUGCAAAGCAGAUCCGAUCUGAGAAGCCCAUAUUUUCUUCCAAUCCUGAGCUGGACAACUUGAUGAUCCAGGCCAUACAAGUUCUGCGCUUUCAUUUGCUGGAGUUAGAAAAGGUACACGACUUAUGUGAUAACUUCUGCCACCGCUACAUCACCUGCCUGAAGGGCAAGAUGCCAACAGACCUCAUAAUGGACGACCGGGAGGGCGGCUCCAAGUCCGACGUGGAGGACUUCACUGGGUCGUGCACCAGCCUGUCGGAGCAGAAUGCAUCGUGGUUACGGGAGCCGGAUGAAUGUGCGACGACUCCCCUGGGAACACCGGGCACCUGUGGCCUGCCUUCACACAGCACAGCAGACAACUGUAGCGACAUAGGCGACGGUCUGGACGGAGGAGCUGGCUCCCCGAGCACCGGAGACGACGACGACUCGGACAGAGACAGGAGGAACAACAAGAAGAGAGGCAUCUUCCCCAAAGUGGCCACGAACAUCAUGAGAGCGUGGCUCUUCCAACACCUGCAGCACCCGUACCCGUCCGAGGAGCAGAAGAAGCAGCUGGCUCUGGACACCGGUCUGACCAUCCUACAGGUCAACAACUGGUUCAUCAACGCCAGGAGGAGAAUAGUGCAGCCGAUGAUCGACCAGUCAAAUCGCUCAGGUCAGGGUGGUCCUUACAGCCCAGAGGGGGCCGCUCUCGGGGGAUACAGUCUCGACGGACAGGCUCACCUUGGUCUCCGAACAGCAGGUCUCCAGGGGAUGUCCUCUCUGCAGGGUGAUUACCCUCUACUGUCCCAACCAGGCUACCCUCAUCACCCGGGCACCUCUCUCCACCCGUACCCGGGACCACACCCCCACCCCGCCAUGCUGCUCCACCCGCCGCCACACACACACCCCGCAGAGCCGCUGCUCGCCCAGGGACUGGACAUACAUGCACACUAG